UCUUUCAAACAUAAUCUCUCUACUCUAUGGUAAAUUGCUUGGAAGUGACUUAUUUGAUGAGAUAGAUAAAAAUUACUUAUACCUAUCUCUACCUACAUACGUGUAUAAUUAGUAAUUACCUGUCUUAAUUUACCAGGUUGUUUACAAGAAUAAACUGACAUUCAAGAUGGGCUUUAUAUUUGGAAUUAUAAAGAGACUAAUAAAAUUAGCAAUAUACUUUACACUAUUUGCAACAAUAAUUGUGUUCAUUCCAAAUUUACCGCCUUAUACAAAAUUCACAGCUAUAAAGUUAGAACCAACUCAACCGCAGGUUGGGCCACUUGCACCUAAUGGUGCUUUGAAUAAUGCUGAAAGACUUUACAAUAAAAAGUUGCAUGGCCCAGAAGCAUUCCAAGUAUAUAAUGGCGAAGUGUACACUAGUUUAGCUACUGGUGAAAUUGUGAAACUUUCACCUGGUGGCCAUAUCACAUUUGUGACUCAAAUUGGAAGACCAUGUGCUGGACUUCAUCAGGAACAUAUCUGUGGAAGGCCACUUGGAUUUGUAAUAGAUGAAAAGAAGAAUAUCCUAUAUGUAGCUGAUUCAUAUCAUGGCAUUUGGUCAGUGGACCUAAAAACUGGCAAAAAACAGCUUUUAGUAUCACCGACAGUAGCGAUCGAUGGGCGACAACCUAAGUUAUUCAAUAGUGUUGCACUAGAUAAAAAUGGAGAAUUGUAUUGGACAGACUCAAGUAGCGAUUUCCAUUUGAGGGAUGGUGUAUAUUCACUAGUUACUGAUCCCAGCGGAAGGUUGUUCCAUUACAAUGCUGCCAAUAACAAAAGUAAUGUGCUUCUCGACGAUUUAUGGUUUGCAAAUGGCGUUGCAGUUUCUUUUGAUAGCCAGUUUCUAGUUGUAUCAGAAACAGGGCGUUUCAGGCUUCGAAAAUAUUACAUUAAUGGACCCAAAAAAGGACAAUCUGAAGUUUUUAUAGCAGGCUUGCCAGGUGUACCGGAUAAUUUACGAGCGCUACCCGACGGCUCCGGUGUGCUGGUGGGAUUGUUCACUACCUUCGAUAAUGACCAUCCAAUGAUCUUCAGGUCAAUGUCAGAGGCGCCGCUAGCCAGAAAGUUCAUAGCGCGACUAAUUCGACUUAUUGAAAUACCAUUUGAAUAUCUCAAUAAUUUAUACCCACAUGUUAUUUUAGAAGAAAUUAUACACAAUAUUGGUAACUUCAGACUCACCAGCAAGUUGCAAUGGGGUACCUCAGGCUUAAUACAACUUGACUGGAAUGGUAAUGUUGUGGCUUCAUAUUACAACACAGAUGGAACAUUCCCUUCUAUUAGUGAUGCUAUAGUGUACAAUGACAAAUUGUACUUGGGUGCUCCGCAUAAGAUUGAAUAUAUUGGUUCGGUGCCAGCUCCUCCAGCUUUAAAGAAAGCAUUUUCAUCUAAGCUAUCAGACAAGGAUGCUAAAGUACCACCAAAAAUGUCAGAACAAAAAAUUAAGGAGAACCCAAAGGUAGAAGAGAAGAAGACUCCUCCAAAAGUUGAGAAACCGGUUGUACCAGAACCAAAACAAAAACCUCAACCUCAGCAACAAGCUAAACCAGUACCUCCAAAACAGCCUGAAGUAAGGUCUGCUCCUGCACCAACAGAGAAUAAGCCAAAGGCAAAGGUUGAGCCAACAGUUAAAGCUCCAAAUGUCCCAUCAGGUGGUAAAGAUAAGAAUACAGCUUCCCAACCUCAAAAACCUGUCAAAGUAAAUCCUCCAAAGCCUCCUGUUAAUAAACCAGUUCCUGAGCAGAUACCAAUUAAGGAGGAAAUCCCAUCUGAUACUAUUAAACCUAAUAAGGAAACUCUUAAAGUGAUAAAAAAGGAUGGACCAACAGAAAUACCCAAUCCUAAUGUAUAGGUAGAUAGGUAUGUGUAGGUUGUGUUUUAUAUGUAUAGAGACUUGUUCAAAAAAGAGGUGAACGAACAAAAUGUAAGGAAAAUUUACGGAAUAAAUUGUUCAUUUUUAUAUAUUUAUAUUAACACAUUUUGUAAAAUGUUUUUAAAAAAUCUUUAUUUGUUUGAUAAUUUUGAAAUUGAUAUCUUUGUUCCAAUUAUAUUUCCAAGAGAUAUUUCAAUGAUUCUUUUGCAUUUCUUAUAACAUUCCAUAUAUUGUAUUCCUUUGUAAUAAGUUAAUAUACAAUAUUAUUUUUAUAUUUUAUUUCUAUUAUCUAUAAAUUUUAAUAUUUCCUAUUCAGCUCAAAUAGAUCGUAGAUGUCUUUACAGAUAUGCAUUUAUAUAGAUAGAAAUGCAUGUACUUUGUCUAUUUUAACUUUUGAAACAAAUUAGUUUUAUGUAGGGCUUAAUUUCGAGUUCCAAGUUCCUACAUAAUGUUUAUGUUGCAGUUUACAUAAUUAGUAAAUUAUUAUGUAAAUGUAAAGGCAUUGCUGAUGAUAUUUUUAAAAGGGUCUAGUGCAAAAGGGAUUUGUUGUCAAUAAAUAGCUAUUCAGGAUGUAGUUCAGUAGUGAGAGUUUAUAUAAAUUGGGGUACUUGCUUUAUCUAUCUCUGUCUCUGGUCUUUCUCAUUAUCACUAAGAGUAUUUGAUCUCAACUGCUGAUUUAUGUUUACCUUUAUUUAGUCAAUUUAGAAAUGACACAUGAGAUCUUGCUAAAUUUAGUUACCAUAAACAAGUACAAUAUAAAAUGUCAGUAAACUUUCUAAUCAUUAUUUAAAUAAUACUCGUAUUUUAAAAUUGUGAACUUAUUUACAUGAAGUGGUGCAGAGGGUUGGUUAAAAUUUUUAUAAUUUUAUAAUUGUUGUUUUUUAUAUCAUGAGUGGAGCAAUAUUUAUAUAAUUUAAGCAAUAAAUAUUUUUUCAUUAUA
Messenger RNA from Galleria mellonella (greater wax moth), 2849 nucleotides. RefSeq names its product adipocyte plasma membrane-associated protein Hemomucin-like. The record is from RefSeq and is a predicted model, not a curated record. The coding region runs from base 167 to 1888 and encodes 573 amino acids. Lineage: Eukaryota; Metazoa; Arthropoda; Insecta; Lepidoptera; Pyralidae. Gene Ontology annotation, biological process: biosynthetic process. Gene Ontology annotation, molecular function: strictosidine synthase activity. The transcript is spliced from 7 exons.